CCAAUGAAAAUCAAAUCAUAACACGAAUGGCAGCAGUGAGCAUCUCUCCAGCUCUCCACCUCCUGCCUCUCAUCCUCCUGUUUCUCCUUGCCACCAAUGAGGGUGCCACAUUAAACAUCACCAACCAAUGCUCCUACACCGUGUGGCCGGCCAUUGUGCCGAUGGGCGGCGGCAUGCAGCUUGAUCCGGGCAAGUGGUGGACACUGGACAUGCCUGCUGGCACUGCUGCUGGUUGUGUGUGGGCGCGAACGGGCUGCAUAUUUGAUGCCAAAGGAAACGGCUCGUGCCAAACGGGCGACUGUGGCGGCAUGCUUGCUUGUGCGAGGAACGGUCAGCCACCCAACACGGUGGCUGAGUUUGCACUCGGCCGGUUCAACAACACGGAUGUCUUCAACAUCUCCCUCGUCCUCGGCUUCAACGUGCCCAUGGAAUUUCUACCGAUGCCAGCCCAGGGAGGGCCAGACUGCAACAAGGGGAUGCACUGCAACUACCCCAUGGAUUAUUCCUCGAGCACUUUGACUUGCCCGACAGGCACUAACUACCAGGUCGUUUUCUGUCCCUCAACUUCAGGGAAGGUAGAGGCACUAGUUUUAGUCUAUCUAAUUAUUUUUGAAUUUAUUUUCCUCAUGGCACUGUUCUGCAUCAUGCCCUGGUUGAUAUAUAAAUGCUUCGUAUCUAUACGAAGAAGACGACAGUGGCGCAGGGAGAUGGCUGAGGAAGAGCUCGGGGAGCUCCAAGGAACACCAAUGAGGUUCACAUUUCAACAAUUAAAUGUAGCAACCGAGCAAUUCAUACACAAGCUUGGAGAAGGAGGAUUUGGACCUGUUUUCAAGGGACAGUUUGGUGAUGACAUAAUUGCAGUGAAGUGUCUGGAUCAAAUUGGUCAGGGAAAUACAGAAUUUCUGGCAGAAAUUCAAACAAUUGGUAGCAUACAUCAUAUCAAUCUUGUGAGACUGAUUGGUUUCUGUGCAGAGAAAUCAUACAAACUCUUGGUGUAUGAGUAUAUGCCCAAAGGAUCCUUGGACAGGUGGAUUUAUUCUCGAGGUGAUAAUACUGCUCCUCGGCUAGAUUGGAGGAUGCGGCACAAAAUUAUUAUUCAGAUAGCUAAGGCCCUCUCUUAUCUCCAUGAGGAGUGCAUGGACAUAAUUGCUCAUUUGGAUGUCAAACCACAAAAUAUCCUAUUAGAUGAUGAUUUCAAUGCUAAACUUUCUGAUUUUGGAUUGUGUAAGCUUAUAAAUAGGGAUAAGAGCCAAGUGAUUACUAGAAUGAGAGGCACACGAGGAUAUUUGGCUCCUGAAUGGUUGACAAUGCAAAUCUCAGAAAAAGCCGACGUAUACAGCUUUGGCAUUGUGAUCAUGGAAAUCGUCAGUGGAAGAAAGAACCUUGACACUUCCCUGUUUGAAGAGAGCAUGCAUCUUAUUACCCUAUUGCAAGAGAAGGUGAAGUGUGAUUGUUUGGUAGAUUUGAUUGAUAAGCACAAUGCUACCAUGCAAGUACACAAGGAAGAAGUAAUUCAGAUGAUGAAGCUCGCAAUGUGGUGCUUGCAAAUUGAUUUAAAAAAAAGGCCUAAAAUGUCUCAAGUCGUCGAAGUCUUGGAAGGUACCAUGAAUGCAGAUACCAAUAUAGACCAUAACUUCGUUGCAACAAGUCCAGCAAGCUAUGGUAUUGCUGGAAAUGUGAUGUUCUCAAGUCCACCCCUAGCCUCUGGCUUAUCUGGCCCUAGGUAAAAGAGGGGGCGGGGACAAAGAGGAUAGAGAAUUAAUAUGUGCAAGGAAAUUUUAAGCGCUGGAGUUAGGCAAGCGUUUUGCGUUUUGUAUGGACUCCAUACAGGGCAGUGAACACGGGUUACUCAGAACUGAUUUUUGAAGCAUACGAGGCAUCUAUCAGCCUAUAACAGCAGUUUUCAAGGAAAAGUAGCAGGCAUGCAUAAUUGUAUAUUCAUAUUACUAAAAUAUACUAUUGUAGUCUUGUAAGACAGACAUGUAAUGCUUCAUUUUCAAGUAAGAAUUUGCAUUAAUACCUUGA
Molecule: messenger RNA, 2025 nt
Organism: Aegilops tauschii subsp. strangulata
Lineage: Eukaryota; Viridiplantae; Streptophyta; Magnoliopsida; Poales; Poaceae
Product: probable receptor-like protein kinase At5g20050
Biological process (GO): protein phosphorylation
Molecular function (GO): protein kinase activity; ATP binding
Source: RefSeq, a predicted model, not a curated record